Penicillium subrubescens is the source of this 846-nucleotide messenger RNA. Its product is annotated as O-methyltransferase. The coding region runs from base 1 to 846 and encodes 281 amino acids. Gene Ontology annotation, molecular function: O-methyltransferase activity. The transcript is spliced from 3 exons. Lineage: Eukaryota; Fungi; Ascomycota; Eurotiomycetes; Eurotiales; Aspergillaceae. The record is from RefSeq and is a predicted model, not a curated record.
AUGCCGUUGAGCAAUUCGCCGCCCCCGCACCCCCGGGUCGGAGAGCGUUCACGCGAAGCAGGCCGAGAAAUGAAGCUCCUUCAUUUCAUCUACGGCCAGCCGAACCUCGAUGACAUCAGAGGCCACCCGCAGAAGGUGCUCGACCUAAUGAACGAAUUCGAAAAAGAUUACGACAUGAUGACCGUCGGCGAGCCCAAGGGCAAAAUCGUAACCGAUCUCAUUGACGAAAUCAAGCCCAAGACCAUGAUCGAACUAGGCUGCUACGUGGGCUAUUCGGCCAUCCUCUUCGGCGAAGCCGUACGACGCAAUGGCGGCCAGCGCUAUCUCAGUCUAGAGCUGAACCCGGAAUGGGCGGCCAUUGCGAACAUGCUCAUCGAGCUGGCCGGUCUGCGCGACUUUGUCCGGGUCAUUGUUGGUCGGAGCGACGUGUCGCUAGAUAAGUUGUAUCGCAGCGGCGAUGUGACCAAGAUCGAGCUCAUUUUUAUUGACCAUUAUAAGCCGGCGUAUACCACGGAUUUGAAGCUGUGCGAGCACCUGGGUAUGAUUGUUCCGGGCUCGGUGCUUGCGGCUGAUAAUGUGAUUCAUCCGGGGAAUCCGCCGUACUUGGAGUAUGUGCGGAGUAGUGUUGAGCAGAAGCGGGAGGCUGCGAAGCAAGGGCCUACGAAGGGGUAUAAUACUGAGGGUAUACGUGAGCGCGCUGUCAAUUCUUUUAUGCCCGAGGGUGAUACGCCUGCAUUUGAGGUUAUUGGGAAUCCGAAUCUCCAGUAUGAGAGUGUGUUGCGACAGCCGGAGGGACAAAAGGAUGCUAUCGAAGUCACCCGGUGCGUGGGGGUUGAGGAGGCGUAG